Callorhinchus milii (elephant shark) is the source of this 2813-nucleotide messenger RNA. RefSeq names its product N-deacetylase/N-sulfotransferase (heparan glucosaminyl) 3 (gene ndst3). Gene Ontology annotation, cellular component: Golgi apparatus. The record is from RefSeq and is a predicted model, not a curated record. The transcript has 13 exons. Gene Ontology annotation, molecular function: deacetylase activity; heparan sulfate N-sulfotransferase activity. The coding region runs from base 33 to 2657 and encodes 874 amino acids. NCBI's taxonomy places the organism in Eukaryota, Metazoa, Chordata, Chondrichthyes, Chimaeriformes, Callorhinchidae.
UUUAAGAAAAAACGCUGGUGACAAAAUAAAACAUGAAUUUUGUCAUGAAGUUUCGCAGGCAUUUGCGUAGGAUGGUGAUAUUACUGGCUGCGUUUUGCAUGGUGAGUGUGCUCAUAUCAGCUUACUAUCUGUAUACUGGCUACAAGCAAGAGCUUGAACUUUCCAAGCCAACUGCAGAACAAGAAUGUGGAGACACCAAACUUUCACCCUACCGAUUAUUUGAGAUGAAGACGGCAAAACCUAUUGACACGUCCAGAGCAGAACCCAUGGUCCUCGUAUUUGUUGAGAGUCAAUACUCCCAACUCGGGCAGGAGAUAGUGGCUGUUUUAGAGUCAAGCCAUUUCAAACAUCACUCUGAGAUUGCUCCAGGCAAAGGUGACAUGCCAGCCCUUACAGAUAAAGAUAGAGGGAGAUACACCCUCAUUAUAUACGAAAAUAUUUUAAAGUAUGUGAAUAUGGAUUCCUGGAACAGAGCACUCCUGGAUAAAUACUGUGUGGAGUACAAUGUCGGCAUCAUAGGAUUUCACAAAGCUAAUGAGAACAGUUUGCUGAGUGCACAGUUAAAAGGUUUCCCAUUGAAUCUGCACACCAACCUGGUCCUCAAGGACUGCUGCAUUAACCCUCGCUCCCCAUUGCUGCAGAUCACCAAAGCUAAAGAGAUUGAGAGAGGCACUCUGCCCGGAGACGACUGGACCGUUUUCCAGUCCAACCAUUCCACCUAUGAACCUGUGUUGCUGGCCAAAACCAGGUCAGCCGAAAACAUCCCCCAUCUGAUCUCUGAUGAAGUUCUGCACGCUACCGUUGUCCAGGAUCUGGGCUUACAUGAUGGCAUCCAGCGAGUCCUCUUUGGAAACAACCUGAACUUUUGGCUGCACAAACUUAUUUUUGUCGACGCGAUUUCUUUCCUGUCGGGGAAGAAGCUGUCGCUUUCCCUGGAGAGGUACAUUCUCGUGGAUGUGGACGACAUUUUCGUUGGGAAGGGAGGAACGAGGAUGAACGUCAAUGAUGUGAAGGCACUACUUGAAACUCAAAGCCUACUGCGAGCUCAGGUUCCCAACUUCACCUUUAACCUUGGAUUUUCCGGAAAAUUCUACCACACAGGAACGGAUUCAGAGGAUGAAGGUGAUGAUCUGCUGCUAAAGUCUGUGAAUGAGUUUUGGUGGUUCCCCCACAUGUGGAGCCACAUGCAACCCCACCUCUUCCACAACGAGUCAGUGCUAGCAGAGCAGAUGAUUUUGAACAAAGAGUUUGCUUUGGAACAUGGGAUCCCCAUCCACAUGGGCUAUGCCGUGGCCCCGCAUCACUCUGGCGUUUAUCCGGUCCAUAUGCAGCUGUACGAGGCUUGGAAGAAGGUGUGGGGCAUCAAAGUGACCAGCACUGAAGAGUAUCCACAUUUGAAGCCUGCGCGGUACAGACAUGGCUUCAUCCACAAUGGCAUCAUGGUACUCCCACGACAGACCUGUGGCCUCUUUACACACACAAUAUUCUACAAAGAGUACCCCGGAGGCCCAAGAGAACUGGACAAAAGUAUCAAGGGAGGAGAGCUGUUCCUUACUGUUCUCCUGAAUCCAAUCAGUAUCUUCAUGACACAUUUAUCCAACUAUGGAAAUGAUAGACUGGGGCUCUAUACGUUUGUGAAUUUGGCCAAUUUUGUUCACUGCUGGACGAACCUGAAGCUUCAGACACUACCCCCUGUUCAGCUGGCUCAGAAGUACUUUGAGCUCUUUCCUGAACAAAAAGAGCCACUCUGGCAGAAUCCAUGUGAUGACAAGCGACACAAGGACAUCUGGUCUAAAGAAAAAACCUGUGAUCGUUUGCCAAAAUUUCUGGUCAUUGGACCUCAAAAAACUGGAACCACGGCUUUGUACUUAUUCCUAAUAAUGCAUCCGGCCAUCACCAGUAAUUUCCCCAGUCCAAAGACCUUUGAAGAAGUGCAGUUCUUCAAUGGAAACACUUAUCACAAGGGAAUUGACUGGUACAUGAAUUUCUUCCCUGCCCCUUCUAAUGUGACUACGGACUUUUUGUUUGAGAAAAGCGCAAACUACUUUCACUCAGAGGAUGCUCCAAAGCGGGCAGAUGCUCUCUUACCAAAGGCAAAAAUAAUCACCAUUCUCAUCAACCCGUCAGACCGGGCCUACUCCUGGUACCAGCACCAGAGAGCCCAUGAGGACCAUGCUGCUCUUAAGUACAGCUUUUACGAGGUGAUCACAGCGGGUCGCCAUGCCAUGCCCGAGCUGCGGACUCUUCACAAUCGUUGUCUGGUACCCGGAUGGUACGCGACUCAUAUCGAUCGAUGGCUGGCAUACUACCCCUCUGGCCAGUUACUUAUUAUAGACGGCCAUAAGCUGAGGACGGAUCCUGCUGCUGUAAUGGAUGAGGUUCAGAAAUUUCUUGGAGUUUCCCAGUACUACAAUUACUCUCAGGCACUGACAUUUGAUCCACAAAAAGGUUUCUGGUGCCAGUUGCUUGAAGGAGGGAAGACAAAGUGCCUCGGAAAGAGCAAAGGCAGAAAAUACCCAGCAAUGGAUAUGGAGUCCAGAACAUUCCUAUCAAGAUACUACAAGGACCACAAUAUUGAACUGUCAAAGCUGCUGUACAGACUGGGUCUGCCGUUACCGUCCUGGCUGAGAGAAGAGCUCCAGAAAGUGAUGAGAUAAUUCUCGUUGGAAAACUGGGAAUGAAUUCCAAUUUUCUCAAAUCAAUGCCGACAAACAGUCCCCCCAAACUAGGAGUGGCCUCCAUAAAAAGGACUUUCAAUUAUACCUCUACAAACAGAACGCAUUCUUUAAUCUCUCCAUGUGCAGGCAUGUGGU